Molecule: messenger RNA, 1707 nt
Organism: Striga hermonthica
Lineage: Eukaryota; Viridiplantae; Streptophyta; Magnoliopsida; Lamiales; Orobanchaceae
Source: the annotation of a GenBank genome assembly
AUGGAGGGGUUGCUGCACCCUCUUAGACUGAAGCAUCUUCUCCACCUCACCUGUUUCUGCAGACCCGCCAAAACCAAUUUUCUCUUUGCAAAAUCGCGACCCUUCUGCACCGUCCGCUGCUCUUCUACCGCCGCCGCCGCCGCCGCGGUUGCCCCUGGUGGUCGAAAUCGCAGAACCUCCUCUUCUACGACUUCAACGUCCGACAGAGAGGCUAUUCGCGCCAUUCGGAUUAAAAAGGUGGAAGAUCUAAGGAGCAAGGGUUUAGAUCCCUAUGCUUAUAAGUGGGAACGUACACAUACAGCAAAUCAGCUUCAAGAAAUUUACAGAGAUUUAGAAAAUGGUGAAGAGUCAAAUGGCGAGAGUGACAAUGUAUCUAUUGCUGGAAGAAUUGUGGCUCGAAGGGCAUUUGGGAAGCUUGCUUUUCUAACUUUGAGGGAUGAUUCCGGGACGAUACAGCUGUAUUGUGAGAAGGAAAGGCUGCUAAGUGAUCAGUUCGAACUUUUGAAGGCACUGGUUGAUAUAGGCGAUAUUUUGGGGGCAACGGGCUCAAUUAAGCGCACUGAAAAAGGUAUAUGUUCUUGUUUUGUCUUAGUAUCUAAUUCUGGAGAAUUGUAUAGAGGAUUAUCUAGUUCAAAUAGCUGUGCUAUAAUUGCGUACACUUUGGAGUAUAUUAUAUCAGAAAUACGGAAGACGGUAGAAUCUGCUGGUUUUAUUGAAGUUGAAACUCCAGUUCUUCAGGGUGCAGCUGGUGGGGCCGAAGCUAGGCCAUUUAUUACAUACCAUAACUCCCUUGGGCAAGAUCUUUAUCUGCGAAUUGCAACUGAGCUCCAUUUGAAGAGAAUGCUGGUUGGUGGAUUUGAAAGAGUGUAUGAGAUAGGCAGAAUAUUCAGAAAUGAAGGCCUUUCAACUCGCCAUAAUCCCGAGUUCACGACAAUCGAGAUGUAUGAAGCAUAUUCGGACUAUGAAAGCAUGAUGAACAUGGCAGAAGACAUAAUCACACGUUGUGCUCUUGCAGUUAAUGGGAAACUCACCCUUGAUUAUCAGGGGACAGAAAUAAGCUUAGAGAGACCAUGGAGGCGGGAGACAAUGCAUAAUCUAGUGCAAGAAGCAACAAGGAUUGAUUUCAAUGAAUUUGGUGAUGAUCUUACCACUGCUAAACAAGUCGUUUUGGAAACCCUGGACAUUUGUCGUGAUAAUCAAAUCAAGAGUUCGAUCGAAGCUUGCUCAUCUGUCGGCCACAUGCUUAAUGAGGUUUUUGAGUUGGUGGUGGAACCACAGUUAGUGCAACCCACUUUUGUUUUAGACUACCCGCUUGAAGUAUCCCCGCUAGCCAAACCACAUAGAAGACGUGCAGGAUUGACUGAGAGAUUCGAGCUGUUCGUAUGUGGUCGUGAGAUGGCAAAUGCUUUCUCUGAACUGACUGAUCCUUUAGACCAGAGGGAACGGCUGGAGGAGCAGGUGAGGCAGCACGAAAAGAAGAAGUCCGGUUUAGUUUUGGAUAAAAAAGAAGAUAAAAGCAAGGAAGUGAAUGAUGAGGCAUAUGAUGUUACUCUUGACGAAGACUUUGUAACAGCUCUGGAAUAUGGGAUGCCCCCGGCGUCUGGUUUGGGGCUUGGCAUCGACAGGCUCGUGAUGCUGCUCACCAACUCUGCGAGCAUACGUGAUGUCAUUGCAUUUCCUGUCCUCAAGACCACUCCUCAACACUGA